UCGCUUGUAGAACAAGCCACCCGUCCUCGAUAUCCUUCCAAAACACCGUCUUUUUGACCUUCAUAUCCAAGCAAAAUGAUUGCUAGAACCGGACUCGUUUUGGCUAUGGCCGCUGCUGGUGCCCAUGCCCAUUGUGGAUGGACUGGGUUCUAUGUCAAUGGUGUCUCUGUGCCAUAGGGUGACGGAACGGCCAUGCGAAUGUCAAACAUCCUUAAGGAGGCCAACUUCCCAGUCAGCCCUACCAGCGAGGAUGUAGCCUGCAACGUGAACGGAAAGAAUGGUGUUUCCCGAACUGCUCCCGUCAAGGAUGGCGAUACGCUUUCUUUCGAGUGCCGCUCAAACAUGCCCGAUGUGACGAAUACCGGUGGUGACGGUCCUAUCGCCGUUGGACAUUAUGGACCAUGCGCUAUCUAUGCCAAGAAAGUUGACUCCGCCAUCGAGGAUCAAGGUGUCGGUCCCGGUUGGUUCAAGCUCUGGGAGGACGGCUACGAUGAGUCCUCCGGAAAAUGGUGUAACGAGCGCUUCAUCGAAUCUGGUGGCCUCCUCUCGGUGACUCUCCCCCAAGGCCUCCAAGGCGGCGACUACCUGUUCCGCCCCGAGAUCCUCGCGCUGCACAACGCCAACCAAGGCGACCCGCAAUUCUUCACCGGCUGCGCCCAAGUGCACCUCGAAUCUACCGGCAACCUCGUCGCGAAAGACACCGUCAGCAUCCCCGGCUGGGUCUCCACCUCUGAUCCCGGCGUCGCCUACGACCUCUAUAAAUACCCCAGCAUGGACCUCCCCUACCCGAUUCCCGGACCACCCAUCGUCGAGCUCGUCCCCGGCGACUCCACGGCCUCCACCUCCUCCGUCCAAACCACCGGCCUCCUCCCCUCUGACUGCAUCCUCGAAAACAACAACUGGUGCGGCAAGGAGGUCCCCACCUACAACACCCAGGACGGCUGCUGGGCCUCUGCCCAGAACUGCUGGGACCAGAACGACGUCUGCUGGGACACCGCCGGCCCUACCGGCGGCCACGGCUGCGAAAUCUGGGGCGAUUACUGCAAGACGCUCGGCGACCUCUGCGAGAACAAGAACUUCAACGGGCCCCCCAACGCCGGAAACGUCCUCACCCCGCAGAAGCGCACCAUCUCCCCCAAGUUCUGGGGCUCCGGCGAGCCGAUCGUCGGUGCGGGCGCACCCUCUGCUACUCCAGUUGCGAAAGCGCCAGUGGCGGGUUCGCAGUCCUCGGCUGCGGCAUCGCCGACUGCGGAUGCGGGAUCGGGAUCCGGAUCGCAAGGAGGAGAGCAGCCGGCCGCGUUGCCGGCGCCAUCGUCAUCGCAGUACUUCGAGCCUGCGCCGAGCAAUGUCGAGCCGGCACAGGGCAAUGCUGCGCCGGCGCCGAGCCAGGGUCCUGUUGAGCCUGCCGCGGUUGACGGUGACGUGGUGACGGUGACGGUGACGGCGUACACGACCGUUGUCGUGGACCAGUUCGUGACGGUGUCAGCGUAGAAGAUGUGGUGGACAGUUGGAAACUUUUGAUAGAGGGUGGUUGGUACUAAGCAUGAUCUCAUGGUGGCGUUGAACCAGGCUUGUAGACAAUCUUUGGUGACUUCAUGUAUGUAUUUUACAGACAUUUUCGAACCGUGCCUCUUUUGUGGAAUCGCAAGUGAUAGACUUUUCAUUUGGACCAGCUCACUUGCAAAUGAUCUGAGGAGUACCACAUAGAAUUGGACCGCAAGGCUGCUCAGCAAUUUUUGGGAAGGGUAUAUUUUAUUUUUUAAACUUGAUUUGCUACGUGACCCACUCGCCAUUCUCCCCCCCUCGGGCGCCGUCCUCCAAACCCCAUCCAUAUGCAUCCUCUCUCCCUCUUAUUA
Eremomyces bilateralis CBS 781.70 is the source of this 1856-nucleotide messenger RNA. RefSeq lists its product as uncharacterized. Bases 193 to 1491 code for a protein of 432 amino acids. The record is from RefSeq and is a predicted model, not a curated record. The transcript has 3 exons. NCBI's taxonomy places the organism in Eukaryota, Fungi, Ascomycota, Dothideomycetes, Eremomycetales, Eremomycetaceae.